Messenger RNA from Triticum aestivum (bread wheat), 525 nucleotides. RefSeq lists its product as uncharacterized. Lineage: Eukaryota; Viridiplantae; Streptophyta; Magnoliopsida; Poales; Poaceae. The coding region runs from base 1 to 525 and encodes 174 amino acids. The record is from RefSeq and is a predicted model, not a curated record. The transcript is spliced from 3 exons.
AUGGAGGAACAACUGCGGUUGCCAUGCCGAUGCAACUAUAGUUGCCAUGCCACGUAUUACGCUGGUGGUGACACGGCAAUCGUCCCAUGGCAAGCUUCACAAAUUGCAGGUGGAGCACGACAUUUUGGUGUCACAGACCACACAAGAUGGCCAAAUGCAGCACAACAAGAACCUACAACUACAGUGAACAGCGGUGCGGGGACAUCUACUGCGGGGAGCUCUGAGCGCACGGAAGACGCGUUCCACCAGCCAGCAGACUGUCAUGCCGCAAACAAUUUCGAGUCAGAGUCGGGAAUGGCAAUCAUUCCAGCAAUGCCGACGAGCACCCCUUUGAACACAAGCACUAGCAACACUCGAGUAGAUGGAACUGCCGCCGAUACUGAAGCGAAUGAUGAAACUGACGACGACGCACAAGAGGAUGAAGAUGGUGGGCAAUCCGAGAUUUGGAUCGUUCGCAGAAGCAAAGGAAUACUACCAGGCAUACGCAAAGUUCCAUGGAUUUGCGGUCAACACCGAGUACCAUAG